UUGGUUCUGAAUUGUUAGACACCACCCGCUUUUUACCUUUGUCUCACCUUCUCCAAGGUCGCUUUUGACUAAAAUGGGUGCUCGAAAGAAAGAAGCUGCCCGCCGUGAGCGGCAAGGGCAAUCGACAGACGGCAUGGCAAACGUCAAGGUCAAGGGCGAGAACUUUUAUCGCAAUGCCAAAAAGCUCAAGACACUAAACAUGCUGAAAGACGGCAAAGCACAGCGGAAUGCCGAAGGCAAGAUCACGAAAGCCGCCUCAUACCAGUCCCGCGAAGUUCCCAAGGCCCGAGUAGAGCCUAAUCGGAAGUGGUUUGGGAAUACGAGAGUGAUAUCUCAAGAUGCACUCGACUCCUUCAGACAAGCCGUGGCAGAGCGAGCAGCCGAUCCAUACCAGGUCCUUCUGAAGACGAACAAACUCCCUAUGAGCCUGAUUCGAGAUGCCGAGAAUACCAAGAAUGGGAUUAAACAGCACCAGGCCAAGAUUGCGGUCGAGUCUGCCCCCUUUGCCGACACCUUUGGACCAAAGUCCCAGCGGAAGCGUGUGAAACUAAGUGCAAGCUCUGUGACGGAUUUGGCUGACGAGUCGGUGAAAAUGCACGACGACUAUCUUGAGCGACUGGAAGAGAACAAGCUGCUGAGUGGGCAAACGGCGGAACAAAUGCAGGGACAACAAGAUGGCGAACUCACCAGUGCCCGUGAACCAAUCUUCUCAAAAGGCCAAAGCAAAAGGAUAUGGAACGAGCUGUACAAGGUCAUUGACUCGUCCGAUGUGGUUAUCCACGUGCUGGAUGCUCGAGACCCCGAGGGCACAAGAUGUAGGAGCGUGGAAAAAUACAUUCGCGAGGAGGCACCGCAUAAACACUUGGUGUUUGUGCUCAACAAGUGCGAUCUGGUGCCGACAAGCAUAGCGGCUCAAUGGACAAGAUUACUUUCAAAGGAAUAUCCUACGCUGGCUUUUCACGCGUCGAUGACGAACUCCUUUGGGAAAGGCUCGCUGAUCACGCUGUUACGACAAUUCUCGACGCUACACUCGUCGAGGAAACAGAUCUCGGUGGGUUUCAUUGGGUAUCCGAACACGGGCAAAUCCUCGAUAAUCAACACACUACGAAAGAAGCGAGUUUGUACAGUCGCCCCAAUUCCAGGGGAGACCAAAGUUUGGCAAUACAUCACGUUAAUGAAGAGAAUCUAUUUGAUCGACUGCCCGGGGGUCGUUCCACCUAGUCAAGGCGACACCGAAGAAGAUAUCCUGCUGCGUGGGGUGGUGCGGGUGGAAAAUGUCGAACAUCCCGCACAGUAUGUUGAGGCUGUUCUGAGAAGAACGAAGCCCCGCCAUAUCGAGCGGACCUACGAUAUCAAGGCUACAGAUUAUAACGACGAUCCGAUUGAAUUUCUGAGCAUCUUGGCGAGAAAGGGCGGGAGAUUGUUGAAAGGUGGCGAGCCCGAUGUCGACGGUGUGGCCAAGAUGGUUUUGAAUGAUUUCCUGCGCGGGAAAAUUCCCUGGUUCACGCCACCGCCGAAGAAAGAGGGAGCCGACGGAACAGGCGACGAUCCCUCGACAGAAGUCAUUGAAGGGAGGGAAGGCCGGCUAGGCGAGAUGCCUAGCAAACGGAAAGCUGACCAACCCGCGGCGAGUGGUGAGAGUUCACUUGAGUCUGGUGCAGAACAGGACUCAUCGCCCAGUGAUGACGAGGAGGAAGAGGAUGAAGAUGAGAGCAACGAAGAACCAGUCGAUGAUUUCACAGGAUUUGACGACGAAAACGAUGAAGUUAGUCAUGAUGAGGAUUCUGGCCACGACGACGGUGGAACUCAGCUAUGAGGCUGUGCCCUGACUCGCGUUCAGAAACGAUAUAAGCAAAUAAUCCUCGAAGCAAUGAUCCCUUGAUCAAACUCCAGAACACUAUGAGUUUGCUCCGCGACUCGGUGAUAUCA
Messenger RNA from Cladophialophora immunda, 1929 nucleotides. RefSeq lists its product as uncharacterized. Gene Ontology annotation, cellular component: nucleolus. Gene Ontology annotation, molecular function: GTP binding. The record is from RefSeq and is a predicted model, not a curated record. NCBI's taxonomy places the organism in Eukaryota, Fungi, Ascomycota, Eurotiomycetes, Chaetothyriales, Herpotrichiellaceae. The transcript is spliced from 3 exons. Bases 74 to 1816 code for a protein of 580 amino acids.